Messenger RNA from Diuraphis noxia (Russian wheat aphid), 1698 nucleotides. Its product is annotated as acidic leucine-rich nuclear phosphoprotein 32 family member B-like. Gene Ontology annotation, molecular function: histone binding. Gene Ontology annotation, cellular component: nucleus. Lineage: Eukaryota; Metazoa; Arthropoda; Insecta; Hemiptera; Aphididae. The record is from RefSeq and is a predicted model, not a curated record.
GUAGUAGGUACCGCAUUAUUGUUAUCCCCGUGUGUGUGUGUGUGUGUGUGUGUGUACGUGUGUUACUGUUGUAUAGCUCGCUCUCCGACUACUGUUUAAGCCCUCGACGCUUUCGGGUUUUUUCGACAACGGCCUAUAAGAAAGUUUUUUGUUCACUCGAUUCCCGAAACCGGAAAAGCGCCUGUCUGCCCUCCAAUAACGAGGCGUGUGUACCUGUCGUCGAGCCUUUUGAUUUAUCGAAUUCGCGUCCGCACUCAUUCUUCAGUCGUUGUGCUCCUCUCAGACGGUGCUAUCGAACGUGUGACUUAAUAUCCGUCACCCCUUAACAGCCGUCGUCCUGUACGUGGUUCGCCGGCUCGCGUGUGUAGAUUAAAAGCACAUAGUUUCUAUAAUAAUCGCCAAGACGGACGCCGACGCUGAUACCGACACCGGCAUGGAGAAGAGAAUCGAACUGGAGAAACGGGGACGAAAUGCCGAUGAGAUAGAUGCAUUGAUUUUGGAUGAUUGUCGUAGUACUGCAAUAGUUGGUCUUACAGAUGAAUAUGUUAGUUUAAGAAACCUUAGUAUAAUCAAUGUUGGUUUAACAAGCUUAAAAGGUUUUCCAGCAUUGCCAUCACUUGUUUUUUUGGAUCUCAGUGAAAAUCGAAUUUCCAAUAGUCUUCAAAACCUCAGUGGUUGUACUAAUCUCAGAUCAUUGAAUCUCUGUCAAAAUAAAUUGAAAGAUAUUGAAGCAAUUGAUCCAUUGAAACAUCUAAAACGUCUUAAGUAUUUAGAUUUAUCUAACAAUGAAGUAACUAAAGAAGAAGGAUACAAAGAAUAUGUGAUAGAAUAUUUUUCCAAGACUAUUAAAUGUUUAGAUGGGGAUACUUUUUUCAAUGGCAAACACGAAUCUGCCAGUGACAGUGAUGAAGAAGAUUCAGAAUCUGAAGCUGAAGAAGAAGGUGAAGGUGGUGAUGAUGACGAUGAUGACGAUGAUGAUGACGAUGCCGAUGAUGAUGAUGAUGUCGAUCGUGAUGAAGUUCAAAAAGAAAAUGUGUAUACUGAUGACCAAUCAUCUGAUCAAUCAUCUGACCAAGAAUAUGAAAAUGGUGAAGGAGGCUUAGAAGACUUGUUAAAAGACAAUAUUGAUGAAGAAAGCGAAGGAAAUGAUUAUGUAUUAGAUGAGGAAGAUGGUGUAGAUCAAGAUUCUACUGAUGAAAGUGAUGAUGAUGAUGAUGAUGCAGGUGAAGCCKAUGAUACUACUGCUAAUGACUCACAAGAUACUAGAGGGAAAAAAAGAAAACUUGAUGAAUAACCUAUUUAAAGUUAUUAAUUACUGUUACGUGAAGUGGAACAAAUUGUAUGUAUAUGUCCCCACACUUAUUUAUAAGUAUCAACUUAAAACCUUUUUUUUACUUUAUUUGUGAAUUAAUUGUUUUAUAGACAUAUUUUUAUGUUGUACCAUGCAAAACAUUUAAAUUUUUUUAACUUAAUCAUGUAUUAUAUCUUUCUAUUUUUUCUCAACACUGCUAUGACUUUGAACUUCUCAAGUAAAACUUUUUUACUUGGGUUAGCUUUUUUUUAUUUCAAAAUUGUUUUAAAGGCAUAUUUUUUUAAGUCUAUUUUUGAACAACCGUGGAGUAUAUGUUUAUACAACUURAUGAUGUGUUUGUAAUUUAAAUUAUAUUCGAAGACCAAAUAAUAAGUUAUUUGUGUGUU